AUGUCAGGAUUCUUCGAUGAAAUAAGGAAGAUACCUCCAGUGACAAGGUUUCUCCUUGCUUCCACACUGGCGGUUUCCUUACCGCUCAUGUCGGGACUUGUGUCACCGUAUCCUUUCCUUUUCGACUGGAAUCUAGUAAGAGACCGUUUACAGCUGUGGCGUGGCUAUACUUCGUUCUUCUUUGCUGGGUCCGGGAUAGACUUCAUAUUCAACGUUGCUAUGCUUUACCGUAAUUCCAAUGCGCUCGAGGAAGGGCAAUACGCUCGGCGAUCUGCAGAUUACGCAUGGCAUCUCCUUAUCUCUGCCGUAUCCAUAAUAGCCCUCAACAUCCCUCUUCGAUCUUCUGUACAUUUCCGCCCGCUCUUCGUCGCAAUAACAACUAUUGCAUCUGCUUUUAAUCCAGAGCAGCCCACAUCCCUCUGGGGUCUGAUCACCUUCCCACAGAAGUAUUUCCCAAUUGCACUCGUAGCGUUGGACUUUAUACUCGCGGGUCCACAAGCUGCUGCUGCAUCUGUUACAGGCAUCAUUACGGGGUACGUCUUAUGGAUGCUCGAGUGGAAGGAAACUCCGGGGCGUGUCUUUGGACGAACUCCAGGGUGGUUGCGCGCUAUUGUAGGUGAUGGUGCCGUGAUCCCCCCAUCAGGGGCCACUAGGGGUGGUUAUACCGUUCGGCCGCCAAGAACGCGAGAUGUUCCUGCUAGUUCGACUACUACAGGCUACGAUUGGGGAUCUGGUAGGAGACUAGGCAACGAAUGA
Messenger RNA from Cantharellus anzutake, 756 nucleotides. RefSeq names its product DER1-domain-containing protein. Gene Ontology annotation, cellular component: Hrd1p ubiquitin ligase ERAD-L complex; endoplasmic reticulum membrane. Bases 1 to 756 code for a protein of 251 amino acids. Lineage: Eukaryota; Fungi; Basidiomycota; Agaricomycetes; Cantharellales; Hydnaceae. The transcript has 5 exons. Gene Ontology annotation, biological process: endoplasmic reticulum unfolded protein response. Gene Ontology annotation, molecular function: ubiquitin-specific protease binding; misfolded protein binding. The record is from RefSeq and is a predicted model, not a curated record.